Molecule: messenger RNA, 747 nt
Organism: Besnoitia besnoiti
Lineage: Eukaryota; Apicomplexa; Conoidasida; Eucoccidiorida; Sarcocystidae
Product: putative proteasome subunit beta type 1
Exons: 7
Coding region: 1-747 (248 amino acids)
Cellular component (GO): proteasome core complex
Source: RefSeq, a predicted model, not a curated record
AUGCUGGGCGCCUGCACCGCCUUCGCGCCGGCCCGCGGCAUGCACUACGGUGACGAGCCUGAGCAUGAUAGCGCCGCGCCGGUCGCUCUCGCUGCGCCCGUGGAGCGGCGCUUCAGUCCCUACGUGAACAACGGCGGCACGGUCGUGUGCGUCGCCGGCGAGGACUUCGCCGUCGCUGUGGGCGACACCCGUCUCUCCACUGGCUUUUCCAUUUACUCGCGCUUCCAGUCAAAGAUCACCAAGCUGACUGACAAAGUCGUUCUCGCUACCUCGGGCAUGCAAGCAGACAAAGCCACGCUGCACAACCUCCUCUUGAUUCGCAUCGAGCAGUACACACACCAGCACCGCCGCCCACCGUCUCUGAACGCCAUCGCGCAGCUCCUCUCCACGAUGCUCUACUCGCGCCGCUUCUUCCCCUUCUACACGUUCAACGUGCUCUGCGGAAUUGAUGAAGACGGCAAAGGCAAGGUGUACGGCUACGAUGCGAUCGGUUCCUUCGAGGCCGCCAAGUACAACUGUGCAGGCACGGGCGCGCAUCUCAUUAUGCCGGUCUUAGACAACCAGAUUUCCCGCAACAACCAGCAGGGCGAGAAGCCUCCUCUGACUAAGGAGCAGAUCAUCGACAUCGUCAAGAGCGCAGUGGCGUCAGCAGGCGAGCGCGAUAUCUUCACAGGCGACCAGGCCGAAGUGGUGAUUAUCAGCCCCAGCGGCAUCGAGACGACUCUCAUGGAGCUCCGUGCAGACUAA